Molecule: messenger RNA, 873 nt
Organism: Peniophora sp. CBMAI 1063
Lineage: Eukaryota; Fungi; Basidiomycota; Agaricomycetes; Russulales; Peniophoraceae
Source: the annotation of a GenBank genome assembly
AUGCGCAUAGCUGGCUACCUGGAUCCCUUCUUGGCUUGCUCCUUCUCCUUGCACCCCUGGUCUCUCGACUGGUCUCUCGGCUCCCUCCACCAUUUCGCGGAUAUCGACAUGCCGAACAUUGUCUUUCGACGAGUUCAGGCAGCUACUCAGAUCGUUACUCGCACUCGACCUAUCGUACGACUCAAGCGACGCACUGUGGCUGUAGAAUCAACUCAGGCCAGCAGCGAGAACGCAAUUGUGUCUCGUUCGCUCUCGGACGUAACAUCGCCCGCGGUGGACUCCGUACUGGUAUCUCUCGCCAUCACGGAAGCCGGAAGAACCCGUGCAGGGUCGAAGCGUAUCGUGAAGGAUACGGUCAAAGACGCUCUGAUUCUCGGCCUUGAGGCCCUGGCACAGUCCGCCGACGUCUUUCCUCCGCUUAAGAGCGUCGUCGGCGGACUGCUCUUCUUCGCAACACAAGUCGAGCGUGUAUCUGGAAACGAAGCGCAGAUUGGCGAGACAUACGCUGAGAUCGACGCAAUCGCGGCGUCGCUUGUACGUGCCAUUCCAGACGCCACUGUCCUUUCGCCUGCACUCGAGGCGGCUAUUCGGGCCUUUGCGCAAGAUGUCAAGGCUGUGUGCACAGAGAUGGACGCUAUUGCUCGUCAGCGCCUAGUCAAACGCUUCCUCUGCGCCAAGCGGCACUCCGCCCAGCUUCAAAUCCUCAUGCAGAGACUGAAUCAUGCCAACGAGUCCUUCUCGAGAACGAUGUUGACGAGCAUUAACAUCACAACUACGGAGAUACUGGCCUGUGUGAAGAAUACACCACAAAAGGAAGCGUACCGCCUCACACAACUUCAAUUGUAUUUUUUUUUUGUUCGAUCGCAACCCUGA